AUGGAUAAACACGUUUUGAGAAAUAUUUUUGAAAAUAUAAUGAAAGAGCGAUGUAGUCACAACGAAUGGAAAAAUAAUUGCUUGAAAACAAAAGAAUUGUUUACAGGACUUUCGAGUAACAAUACAAAUUUUUUUGGAGAAUUUAUUGAAAAUUAUAUGAAUAAUAAAAAUAAGGAUGCCGAAAAUAUCAGCAAACAAAAUUUCAAUCUAUAUAAACCAACCGGCUUCGUUUGGAAAAAAAAUGACCCGAAUAAUAGCUUUAGUGCAUUCAAUUUAUUCAAACAAAGAGAAGAUUAUUGGCAUGGCAAACAAAGAGUUGUUGAAAAAAGGUUGAAAAAACUUGAAAAAAUUAUAAAAUCUAGUCCAAGCAUAAGUCUAAAACAGUCUGACAAAAAUUCAAAACGCCAUAAAAUUAAAAAAGCUGAAAGUGAUAGCCCAAAUUUAGAACUCAAAAACCUGUACGCAAAAAAAUCCGGAAAGAAAAAACGUAAAAGAAGGACAAGUUCACGACAGAAGGUUGACCUCAACAAAUCAAGGAACGAAAGAUCCCAAAGUAGGGAAAACAAAUCGGACAGAUUCGAAUCAAGUACUCAAACAUCUCCUAAAGGUAUGUCAAAAAAAUGGCACAGCACGUUGAAAGUGCGCGAGUGGUGUGUCUCAUCAAAAUUCGAUGCCAGCAAGUUAUCCGCUUCAUCCUACAUGAAGGCUGUUGAUCAGAUAUUUAACGACAAAAAUGAACAGAGAAAGAUGUUCGUCCCCUACCAGCAUCCGCCAAGACCGCCCGUCGAAAAGUUUGAUGACAGUGUCAAUUUCGCGAGAAGGUUGAACGCUGGAAAAGGAUAA
Molecule: messenger RNA, 843 nt
Organism: Helobdella robusta
Lineage: Eukaryota; Metazoa; Annelida; Clitellata; Rhynchobdellida; Glossiphoniidae
Exons: 1
Coding region: 1-843 (280 amino acids)
Source: RefSeq, a predicted model, not a curated record